Molecule: messenger RNA, 1174 nt
Organism: Kogia breviceps (pygmy sperm whale)
Lineage: Eukaryota; Metazoa; Chordata; Mammalia; Artiodactyla; Physeteridae
Gene: C2H10orf62
Product: chromosome 2 C10orf62 homolog
Source: RefSeq, a predicted model, not a curated record
GUGGACUAUGGGAAACUGGAGGAAAAUCUGCACAAACUGAGCACCUUUCCCUUCCGAGGGUGGUGCUGGGGACCGUCCUCUUACUCGGAGGAGGAGGCCUCAUGUUGUGGAUGCAGAGGAAGAGAAGGAAGACAGAUUCUGAGACUGCACAAGACAAGCAAGGGCCACCAGAAAGCAAAAAAGCAAGGAAGGAGAACUGGAUCAAAUCGCACUUUAGCUGUCUUUCCGAAGAGAAGCUGGCUGCCGGCAGCAACCCCACCACCUGCAGCCACAGUGCCAGGGCCUGCAGCAGCGGCUCUGCUCCCCAGCCUGAGAAUGUCAGCGGGGAGGCCAGCCCCACCAUUCGUGUGGAGACCUUCACCACGAGGCAAGGAGAAGAGGGCAUGACUCUUCACCGGGAGCCCUUGACCAGCAAGCAGAGGAUGUCUGGGGCCUCAGUGACCAAAGAGACCCACAAGGAGUCUGGGAAAUCCUUGUCCACGGAUGAGGCCACAUGGGCCGCCGUGGCUGCCUGUACCAAGGAGAUUGAUACCAAGGGGCAGCAGCUGGCUAUCUCCAUGUUGCAGCGUGCCACGGCUUGCCAGAACUCAGGCCACCUGGAGUCCAAGGACAUCAGCCAGGAGGAGCUGAAGGCCCUCGAGGAGGUGGAGAUGAAGCUAAAAGGGAAUUUCCUCACCCAGCAGGAAACCACCAUAGCUGGUGCCAACCACACGCACACCUUCCAUAGCCAUUGCCACCCUGGCCACCAGGGUUAUCCAAGCCACCCGUGCCACAGCCUGCCGAACCGCAGCCACCAGGCCUACCAGCCCUUUAAAGCCACCUAACCACAGAUUGAGAUGCCCCUUCCCCCCAUGGGGCUGGCACACAAUCACAGGCAUCCUAUGUGGUCCAUCUCUCCGAUGGGGCAAACUAUGUGGCCCAGAUGCUGCUCAAAUCCCUUCUUCGUCAGGCCCUCACAGGGGUCCCGGGCCCCUUGGAGUCUGUGGGCGGGGUCUGCCACUGAUGGCCCCUGACGGAGGGAGAGCUGGGGGGAAUUGAAGCAGCUGAGACAGACUCGCAGGCCACGGAAGACCCACCAAGAGAAGAUGCCCGAGGCAGAUCCCAGGAGCAGCCGAGAGCACCACGCUGAUGCCAGCUGCCUGGAACUGAGCCAAUAAAGCCUUGUAUACCCUCA